Molecule: messenger RNA, 2074 nt
Organism: Trichobilharzia regenti
Lineage: Eukaryota; Metazoa; Platyhelminthes; Trematoda; Strigeidida; Schistosomatidae
Source: the annotation of a GenBank genome assembly
UAAUUUCCACUAUUCACAAAUAAGCCGAAUUUUAGAAAGCAUUUUUAAUCAUUAUGACUUUUUAAAAAAUAUUUUAAAGUUUACCUUAUUCUAAAUGACUGGUAUCACAAGGAUGUCAUGCGGUUUCCUGGACCUUUCAACACCCAUAUUCAAAUUGAAUGUUCAUUUAAUCACUCAACUUUACUCUCAAAUCUCCAUUUGUCAUUCACAAGAUUUUUUAUAAAUUCUAAAGAUUUUGUUAAAUUAUAUCUAUUUGUUAUGGAUAACUCAGACCAGGAAAGUACUGAAACAUUCAAACAAAACACACCACCGAAAUCAAGUGAAACACAAUCUACAGCUAAAAAUCUCAUGGCUCCGUUAUCUCACCUUUCAGGUGGAAAACAUUCAAAAGAAGAUCCAUUAGGUCUUGUUAUUGCAAAACGGAAACGAAAAGAGAUGGCUGACCCAUUGAUUGCUGAAGCUAUCCUGUCUGCAUCCAAACUGCCACCACCAACAGUACCAGAAACAUCAGACUUAGCAGAUGUUCCAGAAGAACUCUUACAAAUAUUGGCAUUAGCCAAGGAUUAUGAUAAAGACGAUUCAGCGAAUGUUGAGUUUUUUAAAAAUUAUUCUCUAAUUCAGCCUAAAAAAUCGCUUGUCACUCAACUGGAACAAGUAACAGAAGCAAAACGUGAUCGUCUUCGCAGAAUGCUAUCAUUAAAGAAGUAUUUUGUAACAAAAGAUUUAAUGGAGGAUAGUGAAGAAACACGUAGUUUAGUACAUAACACUGUGCAUACAGAUGAGGAUUGGUUUAUGGAAAGCUUUUUACAUAUACUGUGCAUUUUUCUCAUCAUUAUUACUUUACCAAUAUCCCUAAUAUUUUGUCUAAAGGUGGUUACACACUAUGAACGUGCGGUACUAUUUCGUCUGGGAAGACUUGUUUCAGCAACUGCUAAAGGACCAGGAUUAAUAUUUGUUUUACCCUGUUUAGAUCGUUAUCGUGUCUUGGAUUUACGUACAUUUACAUUUGAUGUGCCUACCCAAGAAGUUCUAACCAAGGAUUCAGUGACAGUUGUUGUAAAUGCUGUGGUUUAUUAUCGUGUAAGAGAUCCUGUACGCGCUGUUGUUAAUGUUGAGGAUGCUAACCGUGCAACUCGAGUUCUUGGACAAACUACAUUACUUAAUGUAUUAGGGACAGUAAAUUUGGACGAACUACUCACAGCCAGAGAGGACAUUGCUGCUUUGAUGCAGGAAUGUCUAGAUUCAGUUACAGAGGCAUGGGGUGUAAAAGUUGAAAGAGUUGAAAUCAAAGAUGUCCGCUUACCUAUUCAGCUUCAACGAGCAAUGGCAGCGGAAGCGGAAUCUGUCAGAGAGGCAACAGCUAAGGUUAUUGCAGCUGAAGGUGAAAUGCGUGCUUCCGGUGCUUUGAAAGCAGCAGCUGUAGAAAUAAAACAACAUCCAAUCGCUAUGCAGCUGCGUUAUUUACAAACAGUAAACAGCAUUUCUUCUGGAAAACAGUCAACUAUUGUAUUUCCAGUACCUUUAGAUUUGACAUCAUUGUUUCGGGCACAACAUGAUCAUGUUUUAUGCGCAGAUAUAUUUCAGAAUCCGUUUAAAAUACCCAGUAAAUUGCAUUAUAUAGGUCCAGAUGAAAUUGAUGAUGGUGAGGAUGAUGGCGAUGAUGAAGGUGAAGAGGAAGAGGAGGAAAGUGAUGACUAUGAAAAUACUCAAGAAAGAAAAGCAACUGAUUGUGUGCACAAACAAGGCAGUAAAAGGAGUAUAUUAUCAAAAUCACUUAAAUUAUCCCAUCAAAUGUCAAGUGAUGAAUUUAUGGAAUCAUUAUCACAAAUAGUCUAAAUCUUUAUUGAAUUCAGAUCAAUCAACUUCUGUUUCUGUUUUUUUUGUUUUGUUUUUGAACAAUAUGCCUUCAUUAUAUUAUUAGGGUGUCAUGCACGUUUGUAUAUAACCAAAGGUUUCUAAUAGAAUUACAGAUACCAGUUAAAAGAUAUAUAUAUAUAUGUAUAAGAUCACAUGGGUAAUGAAUAUUUUUAUGUUUUCAUGGGUAGUUGAAAUAGAAGUUACUUCUGCUCAGUGC